UCUGAUCGGACAAUGACAAGACACUUUUUCUCAGAAAUUUGUAGUUUCUCUGUUUUUAAAGGAGAUUUAAUAUUUUUCUUCUAUACGAUGGCCGCCACAGAUUGAACUAGACGAAUUGAGCUGUUUUGACUUUAAUAUCAUCUCUAAAACUUUAUAAAUUACUUUUCAAAAUGGCCAAGAAGCUGCAUUUUAAUUUUCUUAACUUAAAACAGCUUAAGAAUCAAUUUCUAUUGACUACUGCACUUCUUAUUCUAAUAUUGGUUUUCAGUCAUCAUCAGUUAGUUCUUGUCCCUCUCCCUACUGGAUUCGUUAUGGUGAAUAACCCAACAAACUGUUCUUUAAUAAAUAAGUUUAACCUGGAUAAAGAUAUGAAGACAGUAAUGCUCUUGUCAAAUCCUAAAAGUGAAUCUGCAUCUAAAGGAAAACUUGUUUACAGACCCUACCUGAACUGCUUAGGCCAGGAGGAUGACCAUCUAGCGAAGAAAAUCAGGAAGAAUAUAUCUGGCAAAGAUUAUAUAGAUGCUGCAAGCUCAUUAAUUUUUGUGAAUUAUCUUAAAUGAGACAAUUACACAAAAAAUACUCCAAUCUAAAAGGCCAAAUUUUUGCUGAAUUACGGUACGACUUUAUUACUUUGUUGCUCAUCUAGUUUUUAUAUUACUUAUUUAUGAUCUGAAACAAUGCUAUUUUGACCUAUCAUAAUAAUCUGUAAAAUGAGGUCUCCGAACACCAAGCCUAGGGUUUAUCUUGGGCUGAAGGUAAAUGAACAUGAUAAUGUGGAGAUGCAGCAGAUGGAACAAGUUAGGGAUAUAGUCGAGCUAGUUUACAAGAACAAUGUUCCAAGAAAUGGAUUUUUUGUUGAGUCGGGUUCAAACAACGCAAUCGAUUCUGUUUCUUUAGAAUUUGAAGUACGUUACAACUGGACUGGUGUCCUCAUAGAAGCAGACAUUUGGCUCUUUCAGAAAGGCCUCACAGUCAACAGAAAGGCAUUCCAGAUUCACACAUGCUUAGCAGUUGAGAAAAAUCCACAUUUUGCUAUGUUCGAUAUGCUCUCAGCAGUCAGGUAACCCCGUGAUAAAUCUUCUAAUCCUGGAUUUUGAAGGAGCGGAACAGUUGAUUUUAGAAACACUGCCUUGGGAGAAGGCUUCUAUUCGUGUCCUUAUAGAAUCUAAAGGCUACAAAAGAUUUCCACAUCGAGGAGCAAGAAAUCCUUUAACUGGACGCGAACAAAAUGAUUUGUUUAUCAGAGAAGAUAUUGUUCAAAAAUAUAAUGUAAUUGGAUAUUCAUCAAAACUAUAAUGUAAUUGGAUAUUCAGCAAAACUAUAUAAUGUAAUUAGAUAUUCAUCAAAACUAUAAUGUAAUUGGAUAUUCAGCAAAACUAUAGUGUAAUUGGAUAUUCAGCAAAACUAUAAUGUAAUUGGAUAUUCAGCAAAACUAUAAGGUAAUUGGAUAUUCAUCAAAACUUUGAUGUGAUUGGAUAUUCAUCAAAAUUAUAAUGUGAUUGGAUAUACAUCAAAACUAUAAUGUGAUUGGAUAUUUAUCAAAAUUAUUAUGUAAUUGGAUAUUCAUCAAAACUAUAAUGUGAUUGGAUAUUCAUCAAAAUUAUAAUGAAAUUGGAUAUUCAUCAAAACUAUAAUGUGAUUAGAUAUUCAU
Messenger RNA from Eurytemora carolleeae, 1651 nucleotides. RefSeq lists its product as uncharacterized. The coding region runs from base 711 to 1064 and encodes 117 amino acids. The transcript has 9 exons. The record is from RefSeq and is a predicted model, not a curated record. NCBI's taxonomy places the organism in Eukaryota, Metazoa, Arthropoda, Copepoda, Calanoida, Temoridae.